This is a messenger RNA of Mytilus trossulus (common blue mussel), 1119 nucleotides long. RefSeq lists its product as uncharacterized. The record is from RefSeq and is a predicted model, not a curated record. NCBI's taxonomy places the organism in Eukaryota, Metazoa, Mollusca, Bivalvia, Mytilida, Mytilidae. Bases 1 to 1089 code for a protein of 362 amino acids. The transcript has 3 exons.
AUGUUUAUUGUUUUGUUUUCAGUUUUGCUGACGUUAUACGUUCUUUCUAAAAAGAUCAGAUGUUGCAGACGAGACAAACGCAUACACUGCAACGACAAACUUCAGGAGGUGGACAACUCAUUCUUAUUUCUCGAGGACUUUGAAUCAGAAAGGAACAAUAUACCAAAAGAUCCUUUUUUCACGGAGUAUGAAGUUCACGCUUUAGGGCUUAUGUCUCAUUUCCAAAACAGCGUCAGAAAACUUGUAUUUAUAUCAGUCCCGCCAUUAUUAGGCUUAAUAUUUUGUCCUAUGACAUUGUUUGUAUAUUCUCCGAUGGCAAACUACUUCUGGCCAAGUGAUUCAACCACUCCAAAUAUAAACGAUGCCCUUGCGUGUUUUUUGGUUCCUGCUGGUAUGGUUUAUGCCAUAACUGUCGGAUAUGCAAUUGAAGAAGUUCAACAGAAGCAUUUUGCAUUACGAGAUAGAUUGUCUGAGGAAGUUGUUCUGUCAAGGGAAAUUAUCUGUAUGGUCAAUCAAAUUGAAGCUAUAUCAUCGAAAGUCCGCCAAAAGCUUUGUCGUAUAUUGAAGACUAACAUUAUGAAUAGGAUAUUGCAAGCUCAGAACAAUUUCGACGGCGUCGACGAAAAUGUAAAUGUAUGGGAAGUAGCAGAUAUUCUCAAUUAUACCAGCAUGAAACAUACAGCAAUUUCAAAAGCACUUUUACGGGUGGUAUUUGAAAAUGUACAUCGCCUGUUCACUUUGAUUCCAGACAACGGACCACUGCACGAACACAUUAACCCGUUGCAGUGGAUUUUAUUAGAAACUUUGGGUGGCUUUACAUUUCUGGGGAUGUUGAUGGUCAAGGCACAGUCGUACAGAAUGGAAUUAACCAUAUGUUUGAUCAGUGUAAUAUCAAUCACACUAUUGGUAUUUACAGUCAGUGACCUUGACAGCCCCUUUGAUGGAUUCUUUAGAAUCGAUCUUUCUCCAAUGGAAGCUGUGGUGUGUGACCUUUAUAAGGAGUAUCGGAGCAUACUACCAAGUAAAUCCGCCUCCAACAAUCAAAUCAAAUUAAAGUCGUCUUUUGCACCGUUUGGAAAAAAUGGAUAAGAGUUAACUGCAAAAAUAUAAUCAAAACAU